Messenger RNA from Polyodon spathula (Mississippi paddlefish), 6713 nucleotides. RefSeq names its product chondroitin polymerizing factor a (gene chpfa). Gene Ontology annotation, cellular component: Golgi cisterna membrane. Bases 156 to 2450 code for a protein of 764 amino acids. NCBI's taxonomy places the organism in Eukaryota, Metazoa, Chordata, Actinopteri, Acipenseriformes, Polyodontidae. The record is from RefSeq and is a predicted model, not a curated record. The transcript is spliced from 4 exons. Gene Ontology annotation, molecular function: glucuronosyl-N-acetylgalactosaminyl-proteoglycan 4-beta-N-acetylgalactosaminyltransferase activity.
GGAGAGAUACAGACGUCUUUGCAUGUGUUAGAAGUUUGGUACCACUGCAACCAGCAUUUCCAGAAUUCUGCAAUUUUUUUUUUUUUUUUUUUUUUUCCAGUUCAAUCAACGUGAGAAAUUCCAGCCUUGCUGUUUUAGAUUAGCAUAACUGAACAAUGCGGCUUUCAAUGUUAAUUUCCUUGAUCAGGCCGAUUGGGCCGGUUGUUAUUGGUAUCUCAUUGGGGUUUACCUUGAGUCUGUUGAGUGUGACCUGGGUCGAGGAGCCCUGCAGCAGCCCUGACUGGAAUCGAGGCGAUGAAGUUGUGUUGCAGCUGGAUGGAAACCACUACUCUCUUCCUGCAGGCAGCUUGCAAAACGGAGAGAAUGUGGAGGAUUUUGAACCAAGAAUUGUGCCAUAUAAACCCGUUCAACAACAACCCCCACCAAAAAAAAUGUACAGAGCAAAAUACAUCAGCACAGAGCUUGGCAUACGGGAACGACUUUUUGCUGGGGUUCUUACGUCCAAAAACACCAUAAACACCAUGGCUGUUGCAGUAAACCGAACCAUCAGACACCACUUGGACAAUGUUGUCUAUUUCACUGGGAUGCGAAACAGAAAAAUCCCCCACGGGAUGUUUGUGGUGACCCACGGCGAUGAGCGACAAAUCUGGAACAUGUUCCAAACCAUUCGAUAUGUCCUUGAACAUUACAUUAACGAAUAUGACUGGUUCUACUUUGUUCAAGAUGACACCUACACUCAAGCGGACCGCAUCAAAUCGCUUGUCGGGCACCUAAGCAUUCAUACAGAUCUGUACAUGGGAAGCCCAGAGGAGUUCAUUGGCGGUGAGAUGGAGGGAAGAUACUGUUAUGGUGGGUUUGGCUAUCUGCUGUCACGGACUUUGCUUCUCAAACUGCAGCCUUAUUUGGAGAGCUGCCGUAAUGAUAUCCAGAGCAGUAGAGCUGAUGAGUGGCUGGGACGGUGCAUCAUCGAUUACGGCAACGUAAACUGCGUAGAGGAACAGGAGGGACUUCACUACCAACGCUUUGAGAUGGGCAAAAAUUCAGACCCAAAUAAGGAGGAAGACAUACGUUUCAAGAAUGCAUUCACUGUUCACCCUGUAUUAGAUCCAGCACAGAUGUACAGAUUGCACAAUCAUUUCACUGAAAUUGAACUGCAGAGGACUUACGAUGAAAUUGAGAAGUUACAGGCCGAAAUAAAAAACAUCAGUGAGGUUGCGUUUGAUGGAAAUCGAAGUGCCCAUUGGCCUAUUGGAAUCAAUCCACCAUUCGAGCCCAAAACCCGGUUUGAAGUUCUUCGAUGGGAUUAUUUCACAGAAGACCAGGUUUAUACCUGCAAAGAUGGUUCCCCAAAAUGUGAGCUUCAGGGGAUUGACAAAGCAGAUGUCACAAAUGUUAUCGAGAUAGCAAUGGGGGAACUGAACAAAAAGUAUAAGCCAGUGCUUCAUCUGAAGAAACAGCAGCUUAUUAAUGGCUACAGGCGUUUUGACCCAACGCGUGGCAUGGAGUACACUUUGGACCUUCAGCUUGAGGUUGUGAACCAGAAGGGACGAAGCCGUUCCAUUACUAAGCGUGUCCACCUUGUACGGCCCUUGAGCGACAUUGAGAUUAUUCCUAUGCCUUAUGUGACAGAAGCUACCAGAGUUCACAUCAUUCUGGCAGUGACUGUUCAUGAUCGUGAUUACGUGAACCAGUUUCUUGAAGUAUACGCCACAAAUUUUUUUGAGAUGAGCGAAAAUGCUAUUUUGUCUUUCUUGUUCAUAUAUGACCCCUUUCAGGCUCAGCAGGUCAACCAAAAUGACAUUUUUGCAAAUGUUAAAGCCAAAAUUGCAGCAUAUGAGCGCAAAUACCCAGUAACAAAGAUACCGUGGAUCAGCGUUAAAACUGAAGCCCCUUCUCAAAUUAAGAUCAUGGACAUCAUCUCAAAGAAGCACCAAGUAGACACUUUGUUCUUUGUGGCAAAUGUCAACACCAAUGUCAAUUCUGAAUUCCUCAACCGUUGCCGCAUGAACACUAUUAACAACUGGCAGGUCUUUUUUCCGAUCCAUUUCCAAGACUACAACCCUGAUAUUGCUUAUCACAACCAACAGCCUCCUCCCACCAUAGACCUGAUCAAAGAUGCCGGCCACUUUGACCGAGAUAUCUUUGAUGAGGCUUGUUUCUAUAAUUCUGAUUAUAUGGCAGCAAGAACAAAGAUGUUCUCUGAUGUACAGGAGAAUGAGGAGAUCUUGGAAGCUCUUGAUGUCUAUGACAUGUUCAUCAAGUAUUCCAACCUUCACGUCUUCCGAGCAGUUGAACCUGCAUUACACCAGAAAUACAGACACAAGUUCUGUAAUCCUCGACUUGGUGAGGAGAUCUACCACCGAUGUAUACAAAGCAAUCUUGAGGGUCUUGGCUCGCAAUCUCAGCUUGCCAUGUUAUUAUUUGAACAAGAGCAGGGGAACAGUACUUGACCAAAUAUAAAAAAGCAAGAAGUCCAGGGUGUGUGCAUUUUAAGAAAUAUAUAUAUAUAUGUAUAAUUUUUUUUUUUUUUCUUGAGUAAAGUUUACAAUGCAGAACAUUCCAGAGAAAGACAUACUUUUCAUUUACAUUGAACAUUAUUUGUGUUCUUUACCAAACAGUGGUUUAACAGGCAGGUAUACCUUUGUCACCAGUUAACCUUGCUUGUGAGACUUUUCAUUUCCUACCCAGCAUUUUUUCCUUUUGGAAGGAAUAUGUAAUGGGCAGGGUUUCCAGUCUUUUUUUAUGGGACAUUUUUCUAUUUUCUACCCAUGUAUGGUCUUUCUCCGUUAUGUUUCUCUGAAGGUACAACUGCAAAAAAGUAAGGACAGCUUUGUAUCUCAAAUUAAAGCUAACUUUAAUAUGGUAGCUUACAGGUGCUUUGAGUUAUUUUUGUGUUUUUUUUUUUUUUUUUAAAUAUGAUGCUCAUCUUUUACAUACAGACAUUCCAUUGACUUGCUUUUGUCAUCCAGAGCUGGAUAACGAGAGUGAAACAUUGUUUUAAAAUCUGUGCUAACUUCUUAAACUGUAACUUUUUUUAUACUCUUUGUGGUUUGUAACUACUUUUUUUUAGUCAGACUUUAAAAGACCCACACUGGCACUGACGUACCAUAUAGACAAUAUAUUGAAGAGAAACAUAUAAGGCAUUUAAGUAUGCUAAAUAACCUUCUUGCCUCUUCAAAUAUAAAUGCAGUCCAAAAUGCCAAAGCUGGACCUACUGUAAGGCAAACCAGCAGGUUUAAAUGUAUGGAAUUGUCAAGAUAAGUAAUUAAAGUUAGCAGAUAUAUUAUGUAUUAGCCCUAUUAUAAAUACAGACAUUUAUUGCUGUAAUUCUAACACACAAAUUUCAUAUUAGAGGUACCACAUUUAAAAUGGAAAUUCUGUUAGUUGUAGAAAAUGCUUCAUUCGAAUACAAAAGUUUUCUUUUUUUUUUUUCUCCCAAAAAAGUGCCAUGCUAAACCGUUGUACAUUAAAUUAGGCAUGGAUUGAUGAUGAAGUGAUCAAGCCCAGAAACAUGGGCUCAUUUCUUUUCAGUGAUGAACAUUCCAACUUUUGUUUUUGUUUGUUUGUUUUUAAAUUUUACUCAAGGAAAAAUAUUGCUGUUGCAACUUCUGUAUGUUUUGCAUUCUGGAUGAAGUUAGUGACUUCUGAUUUUUAAAGACAAUAGUGGGGUAGAUUUUCAAAGGUGACAAAAUUUUAGUCAAUCGUCUCCUUGGACGACUGCAUUUUCUUUGAGAUUUUCAAAAAUGACUUGGCCGAAUGAUUUUUGUCGAUGUCUAAGUUUACUAUUCAUGGCAUCGAUGUCCAGCUUCUCUCAUAGGUAAGCAUCGGAUUUAGACGUCAAGAGAAGGGAAUGAUUUUCAAAUACUUAGACAUUAGUCAGCUAGCCGUCUAUGUAAAUUACUUUGCAUAUUACAAUGUAUGCAGAUCAGCCGGAAGCGACGCGUUUCAUCUAGGUGUUCGAUGUUGCAACUCAAAGUGCAGUGCCCACCUCUCCUGCUGCAGAAGGAAAGGGACCUGAUAGACCCACUACAGUUAAAAUAAAACCGGUGAAUGAGAAAAACGAAUGCUCUGCUCAAAAGGUAGCCAGAUGCAGUCUUAGAAAAGUGAAUAUGUUUUUCAUUUAGUAAAGAUUCUCUUAAUUUGAGAACUUUGUUUUGUUAUUGGAUAAAUAUCUCACCUUUUAAUUUAUGAUACUCUCCAUGUAUUUAAUAUAUAUAUAUCAAACUUUGCAUUGGAACACUAUUGAAUUUUUAAAGUACAGUAUUUUUUUAUCCAUGCAAUAGGGAUAGAGAAAAUAAGUUUUUGUGUUAUAGUGCAAAUUAAUUUGAAUGAAAACUUGGACUUUUUCGUGCUUCUUGAUUGUAUUAUCAACAUGGUACUUUUCUGAUUUUUCCACAUUUAUUUUCCGGUAAUAAAAACAUGAAUGUAAUUUUGGGUAAACGUCUAAAAAUCUAGGUUACACCCGUCCAAAGUCCUGAGUCACCUUUGGAAAAUCUACCCCAGUGUGUCUGCAUUAAUGGCGAUUGCUGCUGCUGUUUUUGUUAUAUGGUAUUGUUCCAUUUUCUGAGCUGUUUGUUUUGGGCAAGUUGCUCCUCAGACACCUGUGCAAUAUUUUGGAAGGAGAAACAUGCUUGGUAAUAACAGUUGCAUUGGACAAUUCCAAUUAAAAAAAAAAAAAAAAAUCAUCAUAUUGACUAUCUUCAGUUACUUUAUUUCAGAGGUACAAUAUAUAAGCAUGUUAAUCUAAAACAGUUGUAGCAUUGGCAGUUUUGUUGAAAGGCUGUAUUCUUUAAAAUGACACGCAGGAGUGGAAAUGACAGUCAAUACAACUGGUGUCCACCAUACACCACCUUGAUAAUACUUUUAUAUUUAUACAUUGCUCACAAAGAAAGUUAACUUGCAUGACAUUCAUAUAUACAAAUGAUUAAUUUGCACUUAACAUUUGCCAAAUUUAAAGUCUAUUUGUUUUAGUUCCAUUCACUUUCUAUGGUAAAACAGCUUUUCUUCAUUAUUCUUUGUCUAUAGAAGGCACUGUUUCAUUUAAUUUGAUUAACAGCACUAGCAAUGUAUGCAUAACCUUCUUUUUAUUUUGGCAAUCCUUGUAUAAAACAUGUUGAAAUUAAGACUUGAUUGUGACCUUACAAGGUGCAGGUUUUCUUUGGUGAAGGAAAACAAUAUAUUUGUUUACAUCUAGCAAUAUGUUUCUAAACAUAUGUACUUGUUAAGCACUGAGAUUUUAUUUUUCUAGAGCUAUAAUAUUUACCACCCUAGAUGUGUAAGCUGUUAUGAAGGCAGUACCUACAACCAGAAAUGGCAUCUGAAAAGGCCAGGUCUUGAAACCGGUAUUUCAGUACAUUAAAGUACAUGUGACAUUGCCAGUAAUCCCAGAAUCUACUUUGGGUCAGAUAAGGAAGAUAUAUUUAAGUCAAUGUUUUAAUAAGUACAUGCAACUCGGGUGUAGUCUUCAUGUAAUUAUGGCUAAAUAAACCCAGCGAGAAAGCAAACAAUAACAUAUGUUAUUGUAUUUAAAAUGUUAAUUGUUACAAAGCAAUACUAAACUAUGUUAAGAACUUUGUAUAAUUGUUACUCUAUUCUGUACCAAGCCAGUUCCACAAGAUGAUGGUUAAAAUGGCCACAGAUACAGAAAUGAAAUAUGUAUUUUUAAUACAAACUUUGUAAAAUGGGAUCUUCAUAGCACCAAGUAGUGCUAAAAAACCUAAUGUAAUAGUGGGUUUUACAGACAUCUGUACAAACAUCUAAUUAAAUGGAAAAAUUAUAUUUGAAACGCAGUAGUAAUAGUGCAGUAUAAGAUUUUAUAGAAACAACAGCUGUGUGAAUCCUUGAAGUACAAAUGACUCUUAUACAGAAAGUCCUAGGAAGGAUAUUCUGUUAUGUUCAGAUGUUCAGAUUGUUUAAAGAAUCAAUUGCCAAAGUUUUGAGAAACGUGAGUGUGGGAUUUGUGAAAUACGUUGUCAGCUGUAGACUGAGUUUUAAAAUGCAGCACAAUUACAUUUUGUGGGCUUUUAACAAUAUUCUUUCCCAUUGUAUAGUUUAAUUCCCUUGCAUUCUGUGAAGAUCAGGAGCCUGCAAAUAGUGACUUGCUGUUUAAAUAAGUUUAGGUUUGUAAUAGUUGUGUUUAUUUUUAAAAUAUGUAUUGUUCCCAUGCUCGGCUGGUGAAUACAACUACAGGGGAUUUUAUAUUAUGCAACAACAAACUAUUGAGAUGAAUAUUCUCUGAUUACCAGCUCCUUCAGGACAAUCUUUUUUUUUUCUAAAAAAGAGCCUCCCCUGUAAUUGUGUUUCCCAUGUGAGGUGAUGGUUUUGAACUCUCCAGUAUAUCAAAGAUAUAGGCCCUAAACUGGUAAGUGUUUUGAUACUAAAAAUGUAUAGCAUUUAUUAUCAAGGUCACGGAGCACACAUCUGUAAACUAUUACUUCACCAAAAACUUGAUAGAAUGACUGUGAAUUUUGUAAGUCUAAAACAUUAAAUGAUAUUUAAUGUUGAGUUGUGUUUUAAAUGUUUUGUUUUUUUUUUUGCUUGUUUGUUUGCUCUGUAGUAACGGUAGUUUUUACAUUUUCAUAUUUCACAUUAUAUAAUGAUGCCUGGGGUGGGGGCAUUUAGCACAGCAGAGAAAUACAAUGUUAAGUGGACCCUUCCAUAUAAAAUUGCAAACCAUGACCAAAAAGUGCAAAUUGCAGAAUGUUGACCAUUUG